AUGAGUUUUAUAGAUGAAUAUGAUUUGGAUAUGUAUAAAAAUAUUGUAAUGGCCAAUAAUUGUAAAGAUGAAGAAUUAUUAUGUAUAUUUAAUACUUCAAGUUUUUUAAAUACAAUAUGUUUUUUUAUCUUUGUUAUUAUGUUUUUAUGGGCCUUGGCCAUACUCUCUAGGUUUUACUUAUCAUAUAAUAUUAUGAAGUAUCUAAAAAACAGAAAGGCGAUUUAUAUGAAGAACAUGUCCCGAUAUAUUGACGACAUAAAAAUGUUAUGCAGAAGUCAUGUAAACGAUAUCAUAAGAAUAAAAAAGAAAAUUACUCCAAGACAUGUUGAAAAAAUAAAUUUAAAUAUAAGUAUAAAUAACAAUAUACAACUCUUUAAGAACUAUUUAAGUUCUAGUAGUAAUGAUUUAAAUAAUCUUUAUAAGUAUUCUAUAUCGUUUACUUUUUCAUCCAAAAAUUGUAUAUAUAUUAGACUUUUUUUUGGUGUGUUACUAGAAGAAAUAAAUGAUAUGAUAUACAAUAAAACAGAGUCCUAUAGGAAUUUAAAUUAUUAUAGAGAUGAUGAAAAUAAUAAAAAUAUUAAUCAUCAGAAUAAUUUAAAUAAUAAUAAUACUGUUAUAUGUAUAGAUAAUUUUAAAAACUUUUUUAGAGAAGGGUUUAUUAAGACACUACCAAGUAAUAAAAAGAAUUCAUCUGAUGCGACAACAUUUUUAUUAGAUAAUGAUAAAAAUGAUUUCUUUAUUACAGAUGAGAGUUAUAUAGAAAAUAUUAUUGAUUUUCAUACAUGUUAUUAUAAAACAUCUCAAUCUUUUUAUACAAGUGGUACCGAUUUAACAUACACAAUGCCUUAUGAUGAGAACUUUUGUGUAACGGAUAUUUUAAAUCGAAUAGAAAUAGAAAAAAAGCAGAAGGACGAAAAUAAUAGUAAUAAUUAUAGUAAUAAUAGUAGUAAUAAUAAUGAUGAUAAUAUAUAUAAUAAUAAUAAUAAUAAUAGUAUAUACAAUCAUAUAUAUAGUGAUAAUCUUAUGUUUAAUGACAAUAUUAGUACAGCAUAUCGAAAUAACCAUCUUGAUUCAACAAAUAAUAACAUUUUCUUAUCUAGUGAACAUACCAAUAGAUAUAAAAAUAAUAAGGUUUUUUUACAAAAUGAUAGCAAAAUAUUAAACCAUACAAGUGUUGAUGAGAACAUAAGAAUUCCUCUUAUCAUUGUUUUGAAUGAUGUACCGCCUACUGAUGAGUAUUAUGGACAUAAAGAAAAUAUAAAAAAUAAUUAUAAUAAUAUAAACACAACAACAACAACUACUACUACAACUACUACUACAACAACUACUACUACUACUAGUAAUAAUCAUAAUAAUAAUAAUAAUUGUAAUACACUCAUUGUUUUAGUAGGAUUCAAAAAAAUUAAAGAUAAAUAUAAACCAUUUAUCAUAAAAGAUAUAUCCGUUUUAAGUUAUAGCCUUUCCGAACAAUAUGAUAAUUUAAGAAAAAAAAAAAAAAAAAAAAGAAAAAGUAUAUCUAAUAAUAAUAUUUACAAUAAUCAAAUAUAUCAAUUUGUAGACAUACUAGAUAUUUAUGGACAUGAAGAACAUGAUAAAGAAUGCUUAAUUUGUAUGACAUCAUAUAAAGAUACCUUAUUAAUGCCAUGUAGACAUUCUUCCUUUUGUUAUGAUUGUAUGAAAUCUUUAAGACAAGAAAAAUGUCCCAUAUGCAGAUGCCUAUUUACAUCCUUUAUAAAAUUCCCCUUAAAAAAUGUUGAACGGGUUGAUACUUAA
This is a messenger RNA of Plasmodium reichenowi, 1773 nucleotides long. Its product is annotated as E3 ubiquitin-protein ligase, putative. The transcript is spliced from 2 exons. Gene Ontology annotation, biological process: protein ubiquitination. Gene Ontology annotation, cellular component: cytoplasm. The coding region runs from base 1 to 1773 and encodes 590 amino acids. The record is from RefSeq and is a predicted model, not a curated record. NCBI's taxonomy places the organism in Eukaryota, Apicomplexa, Aconoidasida, Haemosporida, Plasmodiidae. Gene Ontology annotation, molecular function: ubiquitin protein ligase activity.